GUUAGCCGAUUAGCCUCUUCGAUGUCACAACUUUUCAGUUUUAUUGUAUGAUAGAUAUUCCUAUGCAUUAAUUUGGUUUUAAGGAUAGGUCUCUAUCACCCAAUUUAAGAUCAUGGCUAGUCCAUUGCCGAACACUGCAAGUAUUGAUGGAGUUGAGAGCAUGAUGUUGCCCUUGUCAGAAUGCACUCAACUUAACAACGUGGGUGACGUCUCAGCUUUGGAUUUCCGUAAGCUCUCACCCUCUCAAUUUGGAAUCUCUGCCCAGAGCUUCAGCCCCUCAUUGGCAAAAACCAAAGAUAAGUCCCGUCUGGUUCAGCUAAAAGAAAGGAGGAGGUCCAGUGUUGGUGUCCACGGCUCCCCAGAGACAAAUUCCCUUAUAUGCUUCAUGGCACGGCACAGAAUGAAAACUCAAAUAACUCCCAACACACCAGAGGCCCUCAGAGACAGUCCCUUACUUCCACAAGCCUCCCCCACGCUGAAGCACAAGAUGGCCUCCUUCUGGAGCUUGAUGGAUGUGGAGAAAAGUGAUAGCUGUGAUGCAGAGCCAGGGAAGAACGACGAGACUAGCAGAUGCAUCAAGACAGAUUAUCUGUCUGAUGUUAAAAGUCUUGAUGGUGGGAAGGAGAACUCCCCACCCCCAGUGACGCGUAGACCAAGCAAGAGGAGGUGCAUGUACCUCACUGGGGACUGUGUUGGGGAGAUUAGGGAGGCCAGCACCUCUAUCCUCACACACAUCAGUGUGAUGGAGCAGCAGCAGUUGAAGCAUAACUCUACCAUCCAAACUGCGAAAAUUAAACAGGUUGAUGAAGAACAAGUGCCCCAGGUUGUAAAGCUGGGAACAAAGCCAUCAACUGAGACAGCCCACAUUGCGUUAUGCUGCCCAAACCUCAUCUCUGAGGCACAGACACCCACGUCCUGUGAACUGCAACUUGGUUCCCCCAACAAGAACCAGCAGGUUUCCUUUGGACUCCAAAGCCCUAGCCAGCUGCAGACUGAGAACCGGGCAGUAGGUCAGCCAGCUCCGUCCCUGCGCUCUUUCCCUGUGCCCUCCUGUCUCCCUUCUCUGCUGGAGAUGAAGCCCACAGGGGAGAGAAACUCCGAGAACUCCACCGUGAAGAAGAAGCGGGUACACUUUGGAGGUCCUCUCUCUCCCGAGUUGUUUGACAAGCACCUGCCCCCCAGCACCCCACUGCGGAAAGGGGGCACGCCAAUUCGAGCACACACCCCAGGCAGAGACUCCCAGCUACAAUCCCUGCUAAAGACACCCCAGAGGAUUGAGACCCAAACCCCAAUAGCCAAGUUCAACUUCAGCAGCCCUGUCGACUUUGGAGCCUCACCUCCACUUUCAAUCCAACACAAUUACAGAGUGCAUUCUGUUGGAGAGGAUGAUGAAGAGAUGUCUGAAAAGAUUCCUUUCCCUUCAAUGGAGGAGAUCAACUGCUUGAUCGCAGAUGCCACAGAGGGCAUCGAGGAGAUCCAGCCAUUGGAUUCAAACACUGCUUUUCAAGAGGAAUCCCUUUCCGGGACACUGACAGAUUCUGUCCCAUGUUUUGAGGCCUUACCGAGUGCACUCUACCAAACUGAUGGCCAGGAGGAACCUGAAUCCCUACCAAAAACAGAGACUGAGCCGGAGUCUAAAGUUCCAGCCCGCUCCAGAAGUAGAAAGAGAAAGCAACCAGAGGAGAGCAAACCUGUGCUGAGGUCAAAACGCUCUGCUGCCAUGUCUGCCUCUGAGAUGAUGAAGCCAACCAGAGUAAAGCGACAAUGGGGAGCUAAGGACGUGGACCGUUCACUCUAUGGCCCCAGGGCGUAUGCCUCCAAGAACCCCAACCUCAGCCCCAUAGCAGAGAGACGGUCCUCUAAAACACGGCAACCACUCACCAGAAGAACCACAGAUGAAUACCAGGUGCUAUGUCUAUCUCUUCCCUCUUCAGGAGAAGUUCUCAUGAGUGACCACAUCACUGGGCUCCUGGGGGCUGCAGCGCUGCUCCGCUCACCAGCCAAUAUCAUCAAUCAGAAGACAGAACACACGAUACCCACAGUCCCCAGAGAAACUCCCUCAGAUGCCCCUGUGACAUCUACUGCCCCCGGCAAACAGAGAGCAAUAGAUAAGUCUAGCAGGUGUUCAAGACCCAGGCAGAGCGCCAGCUUCACAACAGAGAGUCAGAACAGCGCACUGGUCAGAGGGAGAGUGCAAAAGGGCAGCAAGGUCAAUGUCUAUGCUAAAGACUGGCUCAGUGAGGAGUUACAGGAGCAGCAGGAAACUGGAGUAAAGAAAGCUGAGCAUAGUGAGGACCAAAUAACAGAAAACUUGCAGGCAGACCUGCCCACUGUCAUUGUACUGGAGAAUGGUGGAGAGCCCCGGCCCCUUGUAAAUACAUCUUUUACAGACACAAAUAAAAAUGCAGAAGUGUGUACACACCUAGGUUUACCCACCACAGCCUGUCCACCUAUAGAAGAAGAAAUAACCAACAUUGGGAGUGUGACAAAAGAGAAUUUGUCAAAGCAUGUUAAAUCUGCACAGAGUAAAGCAAAGUCUGAUAGGGCAGCCAGGGGUAGGUCCAGAGGCAGGAGGAGUUCUGCAAACAUCUCCAUCUCAAAGGAGACAGAGGUGCAGGAAAGCCAGGCAGAAGAGUACCUAAUGGGCCACAAAGCCCAGAAGGAGGAACCAAGUGAUCCAGCAAGCCAACUGGAAAACAGCCAUCGGCCCAGUUCUGAUGGCCAGGCCAACAUUGGGAGUUUGACAAAAGAGAAUUUGUCAAAGCAUAUUAAACCUGCGCAGAGUAAAGCAAAGUCCGAUCGGGCAGCCAGGGAUAGGUCUAGAGGGAGGAGGUGUUCUGAAAACACCUCCAUCUCAAAGGAGGGAGAGGCACAGGAAAGCCAGGCAGAGGAGUACCUAAUGGGCCACAAAGCCCAGAAGGAGGAACUAAGUGAUCCAGCAAGCCAGCUGGGAAACAGCCAUCAACCCAGUUCUGAUGGCCAGGCAAAAGAGACAGCUGACCAAGCCCUCGCUCCCUGGCAGGCUGAAUUUAACAUUGAUGAUAUAUUUAAGCCUGUAGCCACUAGAAAGCAGCGCUCAGUCCGCCGUAGUUUAAGGAACUUGAACAACAUGGAUCAAGGCAGUGACACAGGCUUAGCCUGGCUCCCCUACAUCUCUCCUGAUGGAAUCAGGGAGAUCUGCAGGCGAACCCAGCACCGACAGCCCAGAGCCACCCUGCUCCUUUAGCAACUGCUCCCAAAGAAGACUGACUGGCGAACACCUCUAACAACCACAACACACCGAGCUAACUGAGCUGGGCCAAACUAUCUUAGCAGGGUGUCCACCCAUCUGAUUGACUUAGCUGCUCUGCAAAUCAGUUUUAUCAGUAAGUCUUGUAAAUUGAUCUUGAAAAGAUGAAAGUUUUGUGUUUGCUUUAUUGGUCAAGAUGCAAGAGGGAUUUUUUAAUAAGUUAUUCACAUUUAUAUAUACCUCCCCUGUCUGUUUUUUUUCUUCCAAAGAACAAUAAAUCCAAGUAUUGUGUGUUUUAUGGCCGA
This is a messenger RNA of Lampris incognitus (smalleye Pacific opah), 3534 nucleotides long. It is a transcript of the gene cdca2, whose product is annotated as cell division cycle associated 2. The record is from RefSeq and is a predicted model, not a curated record. The transcript is spliced from 15 exons. Bases 113 to 3226 code for a protein of 1037 amino acids. NCBI's taxonomy places the organism in Eukaryota, Metazoa, Chordata, Actinopteri, Lampriformes, Lampridae. Gene Ontology annotation, cellular component: chromosome; nucleus. Gene Ontology annotation, biological process: regulation of chromosome segregation; regulation of mitotic nuclear division.